CUUUGUUUGGAGAAUACAGUGGCUUAUGCUCAUGUCAACCGCAAAAAAAUUUUCGAGCCCGCGCCUGGUUAAAAGUUGCAGACUAGAGGGAAUAUUGUAUGUUUUCCUUCUCUUUAAUUUUGGUUUCCAAGAAUGGCCGGUACCGUCAGAAACUGUCGCAAGACCUCCACUGUCCCCAAGCGUCCCUUCGAGUCUGCUCGUCUUGACCAAGAACUCAAGUUGAUUGGUGAAUAUGGUCUCAAGAACAAGAGAGAAAUCUGGAGAGUUGGUUACACUCUUUCCAAGAUUCGUCGUGCUGCUCGUGAACUUUUAAAGUUGGAUGAAAAGGACCCUCGUCGUCUCUUUGAAGGUAACGCCUUGAUCCGUCGUCUUCUCCGUAUUGGUGUCCUCGACGAAAGCCGUAUGAAGCUCGAUUAUGUUCUUGCCCUCAAGAUUGAAGAUUUCUUGGAACGUCGUCUCCAAACCCAAGUCUUCAAGUUGGGUCUUGCCAAGUCUAUUCACCACGCCCGUGUCUUGAUCCGUCAACGCCACAUCCGUGUUGGUAAGCAAAUCGUCAAUGUUCCCUCUUUCAUCGUCCGUUUGGAUUCCCAAAAGCACAUCGACUUUGCCUUGACUUCUCCUUAUGGUGGUGGUCGUGCCGGUCGUGUCAAGAGAAAGAGAGCCAAUGCUGGUAGCGGUGAAGCUGCUGAAGAAGAAGAUGAAGAGUAAA
This is a messenger RNA of Rhizopus microsporus ATCC 52813, 709 nucleotides long. RefSeq lists its product as uncharacterized. Lineage: Eukaryota; Fungi; Mucoromycota; Mucoromycetes; Mucorales; Rhizopodaceae. Bases 133 to 708 code for a protein of 191 amino acids. Gene Ontology annotation, cellular component: cytosolic small ribosomal subunit. Gene Ontology annotation, molecular function: structural constituent of ribosome; rRNA binding. The record is from RefSeq and is a predicted model, not a curated record. The transcript has a single exon. Gene Ontology annotation, biological process: translation; positive regulation of translational fidelity.